Molecule: messenger RNA, 3934 nt
Organism: Tribolium castaneum (red flour beetle)
Lineage: Eukaryota; Metazoa; Arthropoda; Insecta; Coleoptera; Tenebrionidae
Product: Fanconi anemia group D2 protein
Exons: 2
Coding region: 100-3720 (1206 amino acids)
Biological process (GO): double-strand break repair involved in meiotic recombination; mitotic intra-S DNA damage checkpoint signaling; homologous chromosome pairing at meiosis
Cellular component (GO): nucleus; condensed chromosome
Molecular function (GO): DNA polymerase binding
Source: RefSeq, a predicted model, not a curated record
CCUGAAAUUAUAGUGACUUUAGUUUUCCCCUAUGUCAGUGUGACAGGUGUGAGUUUUGGAGGGAAAAGUGUGAGAUAUUUGAGACGUUUUUCCUGAAAAAUGACGCAAAUCAACAAAAACCCCCUCACUGAAUAUUUCAAGCAAAUUGUACGAGACAGCGGCAUAAAAUUGGCUUCGGGCGAUGAGCCCAAUAUUUUGACGCAGGAGCAGGCACUGGUUGUGCGAGAUGUUGAAAGGGCGAUUCAGGAGGGUGUCUCAGGCGAUAAUGUUGAGAGAUUCAUCAAGGGUUUUAAUAUUUUGAUCAGGAAGGAGAAAUAUUUGAAGAAGGCUUUACUGCCCACUGUUUUUCGGAUGAGGCGCAGUGGGGGUGAGAGUUGUGAGGAUUUUGGGGCGAUGGAAGUGCCACAAGACAGUCUAUUUCGGAUAUUCCUGAAGGUGCGCUCCCUCCAGCCACCCAUCGUGGAAAUCGUCCUCAACGAGCUCACCACGACCACAGCCGUGGACACCUUCGACCCAGGUCACCUCCGUCUCCUCCUCAAACAACUCCCCUACCUCCCCUACAUCAAAACUCCCGAAACGCUCACAACCAAACUCCUCGACAUCAUCGACAUAGCUCCCUACGGCGCCCAACUCGAACUCCUCCACUCCAUCCCCGACAUAAUCCCCGACAGCGAACACCACACAGUCGUCAAAGAACUCGCCAAAAUGCUCGACAAUACCAACAUCUCCGGGCCCAUAAUCGACUGUCUGAACGCUUUAAACCUAACCCCCGACAUGCGUACGCACGUACAAGACCACAUCUUGUCCAAAAUGUUGGCCACCAAACUAUUCCCAGUGUAUUUGGACUUUUUACUAACCGACUGCACCAGCAAGACUUUACCCGGAAUUUUGCCCAAGCUCCGGGACGCUUUAAACGACAUCAUGUCACGUGAUGAAGACGCCGAAUCAAAAAUCUCCAUUUUCACAAAACUACAAAAAUGGGCGAAUUUGAAACCAGUCUCCGAAGCGUGGUUAAGUCUCAUUGCAAACACGAAAGACCACAAAUACAUCGACUUGCUACUCUUGUCCAUGCUACAUGCCCGCAAAAAACGGACCAUUGAAAGCACAAUUCGCAAAAAAAUCAAAGACGGCCAGUUCAAGUCACUCCAAGUGGAGCAACUUUUCGCCCGGGAUUUCCCCCAACAAGUGUUCCGCGACUAUUUUGGUACGUUUUGCGAAGUCGGGUCAAGUCUCCUACGCACGUCAACCGCUCCAACAAUCGUGGAAUUUGCAUCGACACUCUUCAAACUCCUCUUCACACACAAGCGCACCGUUCGGAUCUACCGCCAGGAAGUGCUGGAAAAUCUGAUCGUCUUGGUUGGCUGCACUGACAAUAAGACAGCGGUCCUCAACAUUGUCAAUGACUUGGUUCCCCAAAUCCUCCAAGCACCAAACCAUGCCACGAUUUUGAUGCGUCUCCUGGAGAUUGAUUCGUUCGAACUGAAGGACAUUAAGCUCGUGUUUGAGAUUUUGUGCAAAGUGACGUGUUCGGAUGAUUCUUUGAUCGGCCUACGCGAGGAAAUACACAUGUUGGUGCGCAAACAAUUGUCCAACUUUAAACAAACUGCCAAAGAACGCGGCAUCAUAUCGGCCGUGGUUUUGGCCAAGAACAUAGCUAGUGUUAGUGGUGACCAAAGUGAUGUGUUGUCCGAGGAGUCAAUUGCCAGUAUUGGACAAUUGACAGGUGGGGCGAAGGACGCAGCUAACUUACUCACUGUGGUUCAGAGCUCCACGGUUAAUACGCCUGAUCUAGUCAGUCUGUAUUACGACCAGUUGGCAGCAAUGAUUUCCAAUAGUGAUGGGUUAGAUAAGCGCUUCCUGGCCUGGCUCCACGAACGCAUAACCACCGACUUCCAGAAUUUCUACAUCACGGAAACAAGCGACACAACAAUUGGUGAUUUGGAAGUGACCAAACAAUAUGAUCUGAAUGGUGACGAAGAAAUGGAUGCGCCAAUUUCAAUCAACAUUGCUGAAUUAACCCUCAGGCCGGGCAAACACUCGAUCGUUGCCCUAGCGCCCCAUUUCCGACUGUUGCGUUUGGUGCACUUUCGGCAACAAAACGGCGACUUGGACACGAUCGAUGCCUUGCUAGGCUGUGGGGUCAUUCUGCCAAAACAAUUGCAAACAACCGACUGUCUUUUGCACUGUAUCAACUGGUUCCGGGAGAUAAUUAGUGGUUUCGUCCUCCAGAAACGUGAGAAAUUGAGACGCAAAGUGCUCCAAAGAAUCGAUCAUUUGAUCGAGUUGGAACAACUGUUUUCCGAGUCACUUGACUCAAUCCCCAAAAAACUGAAAAAAACCAACCGGGAACGGGAAACUGUCCUUGACACAACCUUCCGGGAAAUGGACACCGAUCUAGUGACACUCCUCAAAUACCCUCUCGAGGCAACACAUCAAGUUAGCCUGAGCGUGAAACAACUGAACUUCAUUUUGGGGGAUUACGUGCGCAAGCUGUCACUUGUGACGAAAGGGGGCGACCUCGGUUUGUCACACUUGGGGGCGGUCAGCCCCUUGCAUGUGAUAACCGAUUCGGUUAAAACCCUUCCGCACAUCAAGCGACACUUGACGGCGGUUUUGCCCGAAUGUCACACCAAUGACGAGGCGAAAGCCACCUUCGGAUUGGUUGUGGAAUGUUUGUGUUUGAUUUUUAAUUGGCCCGGCUUACAACACGCCAAACGUCUCGUCCUAGUUAAAGACAUCAUCAAGGCGUUCCGUUCGGGUGACAGUGAGCUGCACUCGGCCAAUCACCUCGUCACCGAACUGGUGGAACAACUAGCCGACUUGACGCAAUUUUGCACGUGUCUAACACACGCAGUCCACUUGAUUCAAACAAUGGAAGCCCUCCAUAGUAUCACUCCGGUGGGCAUAGUACGGACAAAAAUCGCCAAAACUGCGAGAGAAUUGCUUGAGAAACAGUGGGAUAAUUACAGUUCGUCAAAUAUUGAUGUUCUAGUCCGCUCAUAUCUGAGCAGUGCUAGUGUUAAAACCCUGUGUGGGAUUGUUGGUACGGUCCAGGAGCAAGCCCCAGGUCUCACUAAGAGUGAACCGUUGGAGAUGCUCAAAAGUGUGACUAAGACCAACUUUUUCGUUUUCUACCGCAAUUUAUGGGCCUGUUUGCACGAUCGUGUCAAAAGCGAGACGAAUGCGCAACAUGUGGCGACCUGGCGCACUAUUGCCCUCACAAUGCAAGGCUUGAUGGCGGUGGCCAAGGCACAGAAAACCAAACCGAACCUGGUCUAUUGCCUUAAGAAGUCCACCGCGAUUUUGAAGCUUUUUCUCACGCAUGGAAUCCCAAUCUUGGAAAUUGAGUUCAAAGCAAAGUCGGAGCUUGUGAUUGAGAUUUUCAAAACCAUGCAUUCGAAUGCACGGUUCUUGCACCAUUUGUGUUGCUAUUCUAAAGCGACUAAAGACGUUGGUUUAAUAUCGCACGUGCCGCAGUUUCGGUUAACUUUCGAGACGCUGGUGUACCGGGUUAAGGCCGCUUUGGCGGCAAAUGGGUGUUCGGCGGCGUUCUGGAUGGGGAAUUUGCGGAAUCGGGACUUGGAUGGGGAGGAUAUUUUGAGUGAGAGUAGCGAUAAUUCGAGUCAUGAGGGAGGGGGUGAGGAGGAGGGGGGAAGUGAGGGGUUACCGAGUGAUGAUGAGUCGGUUGGGGAUAAGUCGUCGAGUGAGGUUUUUGAGUAACUUACUUUCUCGGUUUGGAUGGGGUUUGUUAUAAUGCCCUCUUUGAUGAAAAGGCCAUAGUCGGCGUAAAACUUCUCGUAUUCGUCUGGUUUUUUGUUAAGUUGGUCUAGGAGGAACUUCACGACACGGCUAGUCAGGACGUCUCGGAGUUUUCUGCAAAUUUAUAUAAUCUAAUUUUUUUGUAAUUUUCUAAAUAUAUUAAUUGUUAAAUAAG